This is a messenger RNA of Cordyceps fumosorosea ARSEF 2679, 1038 nucleotides long. RefSeq names its product RNA polymerase II subunit 3. Gene Ontology annotation, molecular function: DNA binding; DNA-directed RNA polymerase activity; protein dimerization activity. Gene Ontology annotation, biological process: DNA-templated transcription. The transcript is spliced from 3 exons. Gene Ontology annotation, cellular component: RNA polymerase II, core complex. The record is from RefSeq and is a predicted model, not a curated record. Lineage: Eukaryota; Fungi; Ascomycota; Sordariomycetes; Hypocreales; Cordycipitaceae. Bases 1 to 1038 code for a protein of 345 amino acids.
AUGGACGGGAUGAACUAUGAGCCGAUGAUGACGGACGAGGAUUCGGAGCAGCCAAAUGUUACGAUUUUGGCGGCCGAUAGCACAAGGGUCGAGUUCGUCCUGUCCCGGACGAGCCUCGCCUUCGCCAACGCGCUGCGGCGUAUCGUGCAAGCCGAGGUGCCCACGAUGGCCAUCGACCUCGUCGAGAUCGAGAUCAACACUUCGGUGCUGGCCGAUGAGUUCAUCGCGCACCGGCUGGGCCUGAUCCCGCUUGACUCUAAGGACGUCGACGAGCUCAACUACUCGCGCGACUGCGACUGCGAGCAGUACUGCGAGCAGUGCAGCGUGCGGCUCACGCUGCACGCCAAGUGCACCUCAGACGAGAACAUGAAGGUGUACGCGCGCGACCUCAUCGUAGACGGGCGCCACGCGACGUCCAUCGGCACGCCCGUCAUCACGGACCCGGACGGCGUCGGUUGCCUGCUGGCUAAAUUGCGCCGGGACCAGGAGCUGCGGCUCAACUGCGUCGCGAAGAAGGGCAUCGCCAAGGAGCACGCCAAGUGGAUGCCCACGUCGGCCGUGGGCUUCGAGUACGACCCGCACAACAAGCUGCACCACCUUGACAUGUGGUUCGAGAACAAUACCGAUCCCGACAAGGAAUGGCCAAAGAGCAAGUAUGCAGGGUGGGAGCCGGAGGCCAAGGGUGAGCCGUUCAACUACGACGCCAAGCCGGAAAACUUCUUCUUCGACGUCGAGACCUCGGGCAGCAUGCAGCCCGACCAGAUCGUGCAGAGCGGCAUCCGCGUGCUGCAGCAAAAGAUUGGAGGGCUGCUCAAGGGCCUCGACCCGCGCAAGUACGGCGGCGAGGAGGCUGGCGGCGGCGACUUUGACGGGCCCCGCAGCCCGGACAUGAACUUGGAGGGCGGCACUACGCCCUGGCAAGACGGCGGCUACACCACGCCGUACGGCGGGGGCAACGCCACGGCAUACGGCGGCGGGGGCAACACAGCCUACGGCGGCGGUGGUUACGGAACCGCGUACGGCCAGACAUCUUGGUGA